Molecule: messenger RNA, 378 nt
Organism: Aspergillus welwitschiae
Lineage: Eukaryota; Fungi; Ascomycota; Eurotiomycetes; Eurotiales; Aspergillaceae
Exons: 2
Coding region: 1-378 (125 amino acids)
Source: RefSeq, a predicted model, not a curated record
AUGAAGCAGCAAAUCUGCUCAGCGGAUAUCGCUCUCGAAUUUGACCGGCUGAGGAACGAUUACAUCCUGGAGGCGGACGAGAAUGCUUUGAAAUUCCUCGAAAAGGCACGUACAUCGCUUGAAUCGCCACAAACGCUGAAAAGACGAGACACUUCAGAAAAUCCCUCCUUCAUUAUGCUGCCAUGGGAAAAUAAUGACACUCCAUUGUCUUAUCUUGUUUACGCAGGUAAUCCGAAAAUGGGCAACUUGAAAGCAACAGAAGCUUUUCUUAGGGAGAGAGGGGCGAAAUUGAAUGGGAGUAAAAAUGCUUUCAAAAGGGCUUGGGUUUGGAUCUUGACAUAUUCUCGACUGCUAUCCUGUGUCCGCCCGAAUGCCUGA